This is a messenger RNA of Coniophora puteana RWD-64-598 SS2, 1209 nucleotides long. RefSeq lists its product as uncharacterized. Lineage: Eukaryota; Fungi; Basidiomycota; Agaricomycetes; Boletales; Coniophoraceae. Bases 58 to 1209 code for a protein of 383 amino acids. The transcript has a single exon. The record is from RefSeq and is a predicted model, not a curated record.
GCGCGAUACGAAGUCGUGGAGUACUCUAGACAACUCCCCUUCGUCUGCCGUAGAUGGAUGGAGCUCUUGGUGAAGUUAAUGAAGCCGUUCUUCUGGGAGGACCUGGCGGUCACAAUCGACGGCGAUACUUUCGAACCUUAUGUCAUUGAAACGUUUUUCAAGGCUUCUCGCGGCCAACGUCUUCACGUAAUCAUUUCUCCCUCCGACCCACAGUUAUGUGCUCUCACUAAGGAGCAAGAACACGAGCGUCUUAUGGUCAUCAUGAAACUCCUGGCCCCUCGCUUCAGACGCCUGCAUUCCCUGUCAGUCGAAACCGUGUACCGCUCGACCAUCGUGGCUAUCAGCCGGUUCUUCGACAAUGUCAAGAUGCCUCAGCUCACGCACUUGCGCCUUGUCCCGCGGAUUGCCGACGACGACUCGUCGCUCGACAUCUCUUCUUUAGAAUGUCCCCACCUUUACGAGUUACACAUCGACCCCGAGAGCUUUUUGAACCUUGCCGAGGACUGCGACUUCAUAUGGCCCAGCGGAGGCGACGAGUUUGCCCUGCACAUUACAAGCUGGAAGCCGACAAGGCCCUCCAACACCGUCAACUCGCCUCGUUUUAUCCAAGCCUUGCGUGACUUGGGUGAAGCAAGAAAAGAGUCUUUCGCUGUCGAGAUUCAAGACGUCAGCUUUAACCAUGAUGACUUCUACAUAAGGGGCGCGCCUAUCGAGUACCUGUACUCGCUCAGGCUUCAGGGCCUUACAGGCUUUUUCCUCAGCAUUUUGUUCGAGCACAUCGACUUUCCAGGACCCAACCAGAUCUACAUAUCCCAUUGCGAUAUGGAGGGCGACGUUAACACAGAUGGACAGCGGCGUGCUGUGGACGGCGACGAACUCCAUCUUGACAACAUUCGCUCGAGCACUUCGCUCCUUCGCAUGAUACAGGACUUUCGUGGGUUUAAGGUCCGCAUCAAUGACUGCCCAGGUUUCAACGACUGGGUGCUCGGGGCCAUGGCUUUUGUAUGCGAGAAGCAGCAGCGGUUCGCGUGCUCGUCCAUGACCUCUCUCUCAAUCAAAGGGUGUACGUUCUCGCCUGAUGCUCUCAAGUGCAUGUGCGAGAUGAGGCUAGGUGCAGGCACGAUUGAGGACCUAGAUGUCAGUGGCGCACCGCCGCUCGAUGAACAUCUUAGGGCAUGGUUUGUAGAGAACGUCGAUGAGUUCUCAUGA